ACGUCCCAAUACUCGGCAUAGGUAAAAGUGUGCUAAGGUAUUUAAAAGCUUUAGGCGUUUUUUUAUAAAUAGCUAAAGUUACACUUUUGCUCAAUUUUGUAUAACGUUUUCUUUUAGGUUUUCGUUUUUGAUUGGAUAUGGAAGACUCAAUUAGGCUCUUUAGUACUGGAGAUAAAAUGUUCUCCAUCUGAUUCACCUUUUUCUGCAGGUUUUUAAUUAGAAUUCGACUGUAUGUCAGCUUUUUCAUUAAUUUCUGCUUCUGCUUGCUCUGGUCUUUCUGAAAAUUGUGUGAAAAUUUGGAUGCAAAGCAACUAUUUUUACAUGAGAAUAGAAGGUAACUGACUGGUGACAGGUUAAUUAGGAUUAAAGAUUAUUGUUCUAAAAAUUUUAACGAUUUGUAAAAAACAAGUGUGUAAGGCAUCUUUUCCAUUACACGGUUGUUCAAACGUACGGUGUGUAAGCCGUACGGUUGAAAAAACGUGCUAGCUUGUACAUGAUACGGCAAAAUCACCGCGCGAGACAUCGGUAAGUACUGGCUAGUAGCGCUUUUUACUCGGGCUGUGUAGGACGUGCUGCGUCAUGAAUUUUCUUACGAAAAAAAAGAUUAUAGUUGCUUAUUACAUAUAUAGGAAAAAGAAAAUAGAAAAAAAAAGGGAAGUAAGGUUUUGGAUACAUCCGAUUUUAGAAAAAAGGGAGGAAUAUGGCGCGUUUCAUACACUUGUCAAGAAUCAAUUGAGAGAAGAUGAAGACAAGUUUUACAAUUAUUUUAGAAUGCAGAAAACUACAUUCGACAACUUGCUCCAAAAAUUAUCCCAGGAACUAAAACAUCAAGAUACUUUUAUGCGAGAGAGUAUAUCGCCCGCAGAAAGAUUGGCUGUAACUCUGAGGUAUCUAGCAACAGGAGAUACCUUUACUGACCUAUACUACAGCUAUAGAAUUGGAAUAAAAACCAUAAGUUGCAUCGUACGUGAAGUAUGCCACUACAUUUGGUUAGAACUGUAUAAAGAAUAUAUGAAAAUGCCAUCUAAAGAAGACUGGCUACACAUUGCAAGCAAAUUUCAAGAAUCUUCCAACUUCCCGCUGUGCUUAGGAGCGGUCGAUGGAAAACACAUCAGACUUAUUAAGCCAAUUGAUAGUGGCUCGAUGUUUUUAAAUUACAAACAUUUUUUUUCUAUAGUUUUGAUGGCAGUAGUAGAUAGCGAUUACAACUUUAUAUUUGUUGACGUUGGCGCCUACGGAAAGGAGUGUGAUUCCAGUGUGUUUAAAGAGACCCCAUUUUGGAAAAAUUUAACAAACAACGGAUUAAAUCUACCCGAUGCAACACGUUUGCCUGGAAUUGACUACGAUUUGCCAUAUGUGUUCGUUGCGGACGAAGCCUUUGCUUUGCAUUAUCACUUGCUUCGUCCAUUUGGUGGUCAUCAGCUUGAUCAAUUAAAACGUACAUUUAACUACAGACUCACAAGAGCGCGAAGAUUUGUUGAAUGUGCGUUUGGCAUUUUAUCCAAUAAAUGGCGAAUUUUUCACCGGCCAAUGAAUGUGUCCAUCGAUUUGGCAGUUGAUAUUGUGAAAACAUGUUGUGUUUUGCAAAAUUUUAUACAUAAGCAGGAAAACUUUCAGUUUCACAAUGCGAGUGAAAAUGAGUCCACCCUUGAUUCAGAAUCGGAACUAAUCCAGUUACCUAUCACGAAUGCAGUUCGCGGAAGUUUGGCGGCUAAUGAAGUUCGCAACAGAUUUGCACAAUAUUUUGUAUCUAACGAAGGUCGCCUCUCCUAUCAAAACAACUAUGCAUAAGUAAAAAGUUAAUAAUUAAAUAUCUGUAACUUA
Molecule: messenger RNA, 1824 nt
Organism: Melitaea cinxia (Glanville fritillary)
Lineage: Eukaryota; Metazoa; Arthropoda; Insecta; Lepidoptera; Nymphalidae
Product: protein ANTAGONIST OF LIKE HETEROCHROMATIN PROTEIN 1-like
Exons: 2
Coding region: 580-1791 (403 amino acids)
Source: RefSeq, a predicted model, not a curated record